Molecule: messenger RNA, 2669 nt
Organism: Clarias gariepinus (North African catfish)
Lineage: Eukaryota; Metazoa; Chordata; Actinopteri; Siluriformes; Clariidae
Gene: slc19a2
Product: solute carrier family 19 member 2
Exons: 6
Coding region: 65-1504 (479 amino acids)
Biological process (GO): transmembrane transport; vitamin transport
Cellular component (GO): plasma membrane
Molecular function (GO): vitamin transmembrane transporter activity
Source: RefSeq, a predicted model, not a curated record
AGCAGUCCGAACGCCGCACGAGCUUAGCGCCAAGGUCGUGUGUUUGUAAUCUCCGUGGUUAAAAAUGUCUGAAACGUGGAUUUAUCCCACAGUGCUUUUGUGUAUUUAUGGGUUCUUCACCAAUAUCAGACCGUCAGAGCCCUUCCUCACCCCCUUCCUGAUGGGACCUGACAAAAACCUGACCGAGACUGAGGUUAUGAAUAAGAUCUACCCAAUAUGGACAUAUUCCUACCUGGUCCUACUGUUUCCUGUUUUCCUGGCUACUGAUUACCUGCGCUACAAGCCUGUGCUCAUCCUCCAGGCAGCCAGCUACAUCAUUACAUACGCAAUGCUGGUGAAAGCCCAGGGUGUGCUGGCCAUGCAGUUUCUCGAGUUCUUCUUCGGUAUAGCUACAGCCACUGAGAUUGCUUACUUUUCAUACAUCUACAGUGUGGUCGAGCCGGCGCGUUAUCAGAAAGUGACCGGUUUUUGCCGCAGUGUUACUUUGCUGGCCUCAGCUGUAGGAUCACUUAUUGGUCAGAUACUGGUGUCAGUGGCCCAAGUUCCUUUACUUUACCUCAACAUCAUCUCACUGUCUUCGUUCUGUGUGGCAUCCCUGGCACCAUGGUUUUUACCCAUGCCCAGCAAGAGCCUGUUUUUCCACCAGGAGGAAAGCGCGCCUGAGGACAAGGCAGGAAAGGAGCUUGUUAACAAGUCUGAGGACCACGAGUGGAAAAUGCCGAACAAUCUGAAUAAAGACGACACGGUUUUUACAGAGAAUACUGGUAGCACUGGAGGUCUGGUAGAGGUCUUGAAGACUCUGGGAGCAGAUUUCGUGAAGUGUUAUUCAUGUCGCACACUCCUGGCCUGGUCAGUGUGGUGGGCGCUGUCUACCUGUGGUUACUUCCAAGUGAUAAAUUACUCUCAGGUCCUGUGGGAGAAUAUCAUGCCUUCGAAUAAGUUUGAAAUCUACAAUGGUUAUGUAGAGACGAUAUCUACGUUGCUUGGUGCCCUUGCUGCUUUCGGUGUAGGUUUGGUGAAGGUGCCGUGGGCAGUGUGGGGUGAACUUGCACUCUUUAUUUUCUCCAUGGUCAUUGCUGUGGCUGUGUAUGUCAUGCACAUUGUCAGGAAUAUCUGGGUGUGCUACGCCUCUUAUGUGGUCUUCCGAACCACCUACAUGUUGCUCAUCACCAUAGCAACAUACCAGAUUGCGGCUAAUCUAAGUAUGCAGAGAUAUGCUUUAGUCUUCGGUGUGAACACCUUUGUGGCAUUGUUGCUGCAAACACUGCUUACUGUGAUUGUGGUCGACUCUGUCGGCUUGAGCCUCGAUAUUAUCACCCAGUUCCUGAUCUACGGUAGUUACUUUGCUGCAAUUGCGGUAAUCUUCCUCAUAGCCUGGCUGUAUAAAGUGGCUCAGCGCAGGUGUGCUGCUGCUGCUCAGUCACAAACUGAGAGCACAGACAGUAACCCAGGCUCAUCACUUGGAGAGACCUCCAUCCCCAAAGAGAGCAGCAGUAUUAUUUAAGGCAUGAGUGAGAUCAUUUAUGAUGUAUUGUUAAAGCACUUAUCUUCUAGGUAUGUUUGUGUGCUCAGUGGUUAGAGGUUAUACUUGAAAAGACCACAGAGUGAAAACCCACGAAGAAAUUGGACCAAAAACUAUAAUUUAAUUUACACUGAAUGCACACUACUUACAAGAAGUACGUUAAUGAAGGAGAGAGGCAUUGGCCAAUGCUUGAACAGGGGUCCGUAUUUAGACCCAACAAUUUAUUUUAUUGCGCUUAACUGCAAAAAUACUGUAUACUGUAAUAUUUUCCCCUACUUUAAAAAUGUAACAUUUCUAAACGCAAUCCAUCUUAGCUUCCAUCUCCAUCUCAGAUAUUUAGUGAUUGGAGUGAACUUCAUCCAGAAGUCUGUACAGACAUUAAUGGCAAUAGUUAUGCGACAACCAAACACAUAUCAGUUAUUUAGGUAUUUGGGUUAACUCCCCUCAACAACACAAAAAAUAAUCCAAUAAACAAAAAAAAAUCACUUCUCAACAGUGUUUGACUGAUGGUACUUCUAGUUUGUAAGAUGGUAGAAACUCAUGGUUCUAGUAACCCAGUCUAAGGAUAUACACUAUAUUGCCAGAAGUAUCGUUCGCCUACUUCCACAUGCAUAUGAAUUUAAGUAACAUCCGAUUCUUAAUCCAUAGGGUUUAAUAUGAUGUUGGCCCACCCUUUGCAUCUGUAACAGCAUUAACUCUUCUUGGAUGGCUUUUCGCAAGGUUUAGGAGUGUGUUUAUGGGAAUUUUUGACCAUUCUUCCAGGAGCGCAUUUGUGAGGUCAGACACUGAUGUUUUGGACCUUGCUUUGUGCAUUGGUGCACAAUCAUGUUGGAACUGGUGUGGGGUUGUUUCUCAGGAGUUCGGCUCAGCCCAAUAAUUCCAGUGAAAGGAAUACUUGAUGCUUCAGUCUAACAAGACUGUUGCCCCUUCCUGUUCCAACACGACUGCACACCAGUGCACAAAGCAAGGUCCAUAAAGACAUGGGUGAGCAAGUUUGGUGUGGAGCAACUUGACUGGCCUGCACAGAGUCCUGACCCCAACCUGAUAGAAUACCUAUGGUUGAAUUAGAGCGAAAGGUUGUGAGGCAGGCCUUCUCGUCCAUCAUCAGUGUCUGACCUCACAAAUGCGCUUCUGGAAGAAUGGUGAA